AUGGCGUCUCCCGGGCACCGCGACGCGCCGGAGCUGCCCGACUUCGAGCUGCUGAAGCGCCUCGCCCGGGACCAGCUCGUCUACCUGCUCGAGCAGCUCCCCGGCAAGAAGGACCUGUUCAUCGAGGCCGACCUGAUGAGCCCGCUGGACCGCAUCGCCAGCCUCUCCCUCCUCAAGCAGCACGAAGUGGACAAGGUCUACCGCGUGGAGAACAAGCCACCCCACACCUCCAGCGACCAGUUGUGCUUCUUAGUCCGGCCGCGCAUCAGGAGCGUCAAGUAUGUGGCAGACAUCGUCAACGCUGACAAGGCCGCUGGCAGGACCCGCAAGUACAAGAUCAUCUUCAGUCCCCAGAAGUUCUAUACCUGUGAGAUGGUCCUGGAAGAAGAGGGAAUCUACGGGGAUGUGACCUGGGACGAGUGGUCCUUUUACCUGCUCCCUUUGGAUGAUGACAUCAUCAGCAUGGAGCUGCCCGAGUUCUUCCGUGACUCCUUCCUGGAAGGGAAUCAGCGCUGGAUCAGGACAGUGGCCCAGGCACUGCAGUUAAUGAGCUCCCUCUUUGGACCGUUUACCAGGACCUACGGAAUUGGCCGGUGUGCCAAGAUGGUCCAUGAAAUCUGGCGUGAGGCAGCGGAGGAGAGCGAAGGUGACGGCACAGGCCGGAAGCCAGAGAUUGGCCAAGUUUUCCUCAUGGACAGAGAUGUGGAUUGCGUCACGGCCCUCUGCUCUCAGGUGGUGUAUGAAGGCCUGGUGGAUGACACAUUCCGCAUCAAGUGUGGGAGUGUGGACUUUGGUCCAGAUGUCUCCUCCUCUGAUCGGAGCAUCAAAGUCCUGCUGAACGCCCAGGACAAGGUGUUCAACAAGAUCCGCAAUGAGCACUUCUCCAGCGUUUUUGGCUUCCUGAGCCAGAAGGCACGAAACCUGCAGGCACAGUACGAUCGACGUCGUGGGAUGGAUAUCAAGCAGAUGAAGAACUUUGUGUCCCAAGAGCUGAAGGGCUUGAAGCAAGAGCAUCGCCUGCUGAGCCUGCAUAUUGGCGCCUGUGAAUCCAUCAUGAAGAAGAAAACCAAACAGGAUUUCCAGGAACUGCUGAAGACGGAGCACGCACUUCUGGAAGGGUUUGAUAUCCGGGAGAGCAUCAAUUUCAUCGAAGAGCACAUCGACCGGCAGGUCUCCCCCAUUGAGAGCCUGCGUCUGCUGUGCCUGCUGUCCAUCACCGAGAAUGGACUGGCCGCCAAGGACUACCGCUCCCUCAAAGCCCAGUACCUGCAGAGCUAUGGACCAGAGCACUUGCUGACCUUUCACAACCUCAAGCGCAUGGGGCUGCUGACGGAGCAGGUCCCUGGGGAGACCCUCACGGUCGUAGAAAGCAAAGUCAGCAAGCUGGUCACUGACCGAGCUGCAGGGAAGCUCUCGGACGCCUUCAGUUCUCUGGCCAGGAGGAGUCACUUCCGAGCCAUCAGCAAGAAGUUGGGGCUGAUCCCACGCGUGGCUGGAGAGUACGAUUUGAAAGCGCCCCGGGACAUGGCCUACGUCUUCAGCGGUGCCUACACCCCACUGAGUUGCAAGAUAGUUGAGCAGGUCCUGGAGCGCCGGAGCUGGCUGGGCCUGGAGGAGGUGGUGCGCCUGCUGAGCGGGAGCGAGUUCGUUGCCACAGACACAGCAGCAGAGGAGAAUGCUUGCGACUCCCAGCGUAUCAUCCUGGCUGUCUUCUUGGGGGGAUGCACCUUCUCAGAAAUCUCUGCACUCCGCUUCCUGGGCAAAGAAAGAGGGCUCAGGUUUGUGUUCCUGACCACAGCCAUCACUAACAGCGCGCGAUUGCUGGAAUCCAUGAUAGAGACCAGGACGUGAGGAG
Molecule: messenger RNA, 1855 nt
Organism: Euleptes europaea (tarantolino)
Lineage: Eukaryota; Metazoa; Chordata; Lepidosauria; Squamata; Sphaerodactylidae
Gene: VPS33B
Product: VPS33B late endosome and lysosome associated
Exons: 23
Coding region: 1-1851 (616 amino acids)
Biological process (GO): intracellular protein transport; vesicle-mediated transport
Cellular component (GO): lysosome; CORVET complex
Source: RefSeq, a predicted model, not a curated record